GAUGUUGCUCAAAUUGAGAGAAGACCCGUUUCUAAGAAGAGUGUUCUAUUCUUAUCUUUGUCAUUUGAAUCAUCCACCCACUCCACUCAUAAGAGUAUUUAUCAACUCUGAAAUACUUUCUGACUGCCAUUUCGCAUCCACCUGAAGCAACUCAAAUAGUAAAAUUUUCUUCUUCAUGUUUUUUAUUUAUCUAGAAACUACGCUCAUGAUACUCCUAUGAUUUUCACAUUCCUUAAAAAUGGCUGCUUCAGUCACUUAUUUUGCUCACUUUAAACCUUAUCCAUGUCCGACACUUCAAUCGUCAUCUUCUUAUCUUCAGUUUUUUCCAACUUCUAAAUCUCACCCUUUAAUUUCUUUUUCAUUAGCUCCAAAACCCACUUCUUCAAAUUCUAUUUCUUCGUCUGAUUCUUCUCAUCAACUCCCUCCAAAUUUUACCCAAAAGGAGCUUCUUGAAACUCUCAAAAAAGAAAAUGAUGCAGAAAUGGCACUUUGGGUGUUUGAUUGGGCUUCAAAGCAGCCUAAUUUCAUACCCGCUUUGUCAGUCUGUGAAGAAAUUCUUAGGAAGCUUGCAAAUGAAGGAUCUUUUGAUUCAAUGAAGAGGGUUUUGGAAGAAAUUAAGCAAUUGGGUUGUGAGUUAAACGAAGGUACUUUCCUGAUUUUCAUUGAUUCUUAUGUUAAUUCUGGUUUGUAUGAUGAAGCUGUUUAUGUGAUUGAUAUGAUGGAAAGAGAUUUUGGUGUAACUUGUGGUACUCAUACCUUUAAUUACUUGUUAAAUGUUCUUGUUGAUGGGUAUAGAUUGAAAUUAGUUGAAAGUGUUCAUGCUAGAAUGAUUGAAAAUGGGGUUAAACAAGAUGUUUCAACUUAUAAUAUUUUGAUAAAAGGGCUUUGUAAAGCUCAUCAAAUUAGGCCUGCUCUUAUAAUGAUGGAGGAAAUGGAAAAGAAUGGAUUGAUUCCAGAUGAGAAAACAUACACUACUAUUAUGCAGGGUUAUAUUGAGGAAGGAAAUGUCGAAGGCGCUUUACGGGUUAGGGAUAUGAUGGUGGGAGCUGGUUGUGCUACAACCAAUGUGACUGUAAAUGUUUUGGUUUAUGGAUUUUGCAAGGAAGGAAGCAUAGAAGAAGCUUUGAGCUUUGUUCAGGAAAUGGUGGUUGAAGGGUUUUAUCCUGAUCAAUUUACAUUUAACACUUUGGUGAGUGGUUUAUGUAACAAGGGUCAUGUUAAACAUGCACUGGAGGUGUUAGAUGCUAUGCUUGAAGAUGGGUUUGAUCCGGAUUUAUAUACUUAUAAUGCUUUAAUAUCAGGGUUGUGCAAGAUGGGUGAGCUUGAAGAGGCAAUGGAAGUUCUUGAGUUGAUGGUUUUAAGGGGCUGUACACCGAAUACAAUAACCUAUAACACACUGAUUAACGCUAUGUGUAAGGAUAACCAAGUCGAGAAAGCCACUGAAUUCGUACGGCUUCUAACUAGCAAGGGCGUUUUGCCUGAUGUGUGUACAUUCAAUUCUCUUAUACAAGGUCUUUGCUUGUCGAGAAAACACAAGCUUGCUAUGGAGUUAUUCAGGGAUAUGAAAAAUGAUGGGUGCCACCCUGAUGAAUUUACUUAUAACAUGCUAAUAGAUAGCAUGUGUUCUAGAGGGAAAAUAGAUGAAGCUUUGGCCUUGUUGAAGGAAAUGGAAGCAAGUGGAUGUGCAAGAAAUGUAGUGACAUAUAAUACUCUGAUUGACGGGUUUUGUAAAAAUAAGAGGAUAGAAGACGCUGAAGAGAUUUUCGAUCAGAUGGAAGUUCAUGGGGUUUCAAGAAAUUUGGUUACGUACAAUACCCUCAUUGACGGCCUGUGUAAAAUUCGAAGGGUGGAGGAUGCUGCUGAACUUAUGGACCAGAUGAUCAUGGAGGGAUUAAAACCCGACAAGUUUACUUAUAAUUCCUUGCUUUCUCAUUUUUGUAAGGCAGGUAAUAUAAAAAAGGCAGCAGAUAUAGUGCAAACAAUGACUUCUAAUGGGUGUGAGCCUGAUAUUGUUACUUAUGGAACCUUGAUUCAGGGGUUAUGUAAAGCAGGUCGAGUUGAGGUUGCCACUCGACUCCUCCGAAGUGUUCAGAUGAAAGGAAUGGUUCUAACCCCUCACGCCUACAACCCCGUAAUACAAGCUCUCUUGAAGAGGAGACAAUCGAAAGAAGCUAUGAGGCUUUUCCAAGAAAUGGUGGAAAGGGGUAACCCUCCAGAUGCUGUAACUCAUAAGAUAGUUUUCCGCGGUCUUUGUUCUAGUGGAGGGCCGAUUGGAGAAGCUAUUGAUUUCUUAGUAGAGAUGCUUGAGAAAGGAUAUAUUCCUGAGUUUUCUUCAUUUAUGAUGCUAGCAGAUGGUCUUUGUUCCCUAGCAAUGGAAGAUACACUAAUGAAGCUUGUUCAUUUAAUCAUGAAACAUGCGAAGUUCUCGGAAAAUGAGGUUUCUAUGAUAAAGGGUUUUAUGAAGAUUCGUAAAUUUCAAGAUGCGUUGGCUACCCUUGGCCGUAUUUUGAAUCACCGAGUGCCUAGAAGAGUUUAUAGAUGAAGGAAAGCAUGAAGUCCUUGUAUUCAUUAUUGCACAAUGAAGUUACAGCAAGCUCUCGACUCCCAGCUCAUCAUCAAGAAUCGGCUUAGCUUGGUUGGUCAUCACCUUUCUAGCAUGCCUCGCUCAGAGCCUAAACCUGUGGAAUGGCCAGCCAUUGCAGAGUUACAGCUGUAAGGUGUUACCUUAUAGAAUCUCUAUAGUUCAGAUACAUAGCAAUCAGGCCGUUUUGGUAUUGCUUUCAUUUAAGGACACAUUCAAUUUCUCCUUAUGUUAUAUGUCAUUUAUUAUGAUACAUUCAAUAAAUAUUUAUGAGAUUUAUGAACAAGAAACCCUGUUAUUAUGUUAUAUAAACCUCCACAAGAUCACUGCUAUUUCAAACUACAUUGUUCUCCAAGAACUUUCUGACAUUCAAUAACAUGAAAGUUCAGACACGAAACUCUGUUACACGCAUCUUUAUUUUCUCC
This is a messenger RNA of Amaranthus tricolor (Joseph's coat), 3006 nucleotides long. RefSeq names its product pentatricopeptide repeat-containing protein At3g53700, chloroplastic. The transcript is spliced from 2 exons. The record is from RefSeq and is a predicted model, not a curated record. The coding region runs from base 239 to 2542 and encodes 767 amino acids. NCBI's taxonomy places the organism in Eukaryota, Viridiplantae, Streptophyta, Magnoliopsida, Caryophyllales, Amaranthaceae. Gene Ontology annotation, molecular function: protein binding.